Alternaria alternata is the source of this 1334-nucleotide messenger RNA. Its product is annotated as ClpP/crotonase. Gene Ontology annotation, cellular component: mitochondrion. Gene Ontology annotation, molecular function: enoyl-CoA hydratase activity. Bases 52 to 945 code for a protein of 297 amino acids. Gene Ontology annotation, biological process: fatty acid beta-oxidation. The transcript is spliced from 2 exons. The record is from RefSeq and is a predicted model, not a curated record. NCBI's taxonomy places the organism in Eukaryota, Fungi, Ascomycota, Dothideomycetes, Pleosporales, Pleosporaceae.
UGAACUGUACUGUACUACUGCGGUCGCAUACACAACGUAGACAUCAUCGAAAUGCCCUCAUUCCGUCUCAGCCCCCGCGUCCUACAUCGUGCCCUUCAAAGCCGCACAUAUGCAACCGCCCAAGCACCGGCAAUCAACGUCACCAACGUCCCAGCACCACACUGUGGAAGCAUACGUAUACUUUCUCUGAAUCGACCUGCGGCACGUAAUGCGAUAUCGCGGCAAUUGCUCGCGGAUUUGAGCCAUCAAGUAAACAGCAUACACAAUGAGGGUGACAACGGGCCAACCAGGGCGUUGAUAUUGGCGAGCGAUAUCGACACGAGUUUCUGUGCGGGCGCAGAUCUAAAGGAGAGGGCUACAUUUACGCAGGAAGAAACAUCCAACUUUCUAACUACGUUACGGGGAACAUUUGCAUCGAUCUCACAACUACCGAUUCCUACAAUCUCUGCAUUGGCAGCACCAGCAUUCGGUGGCGGCCUCGAACUAGCCCUUACAACACACAUGCGCGUCUUUGCCUCUAGCACCACCGUCGCUCUCCCAGAAACUCGUCUCGCUAUUCUUCCUGGCGCAGGAGGGACAUACCGUCUCCCUGCUUUGAUCGGUCUUUCACGUGCACGGGACAUGAUAUUGACAGGCCGCCGUGUAGCAGCGCCGGAAGCCUAUUUCCUGGGGCUGUGUGACCGGUUAGUGGAGAUAACUGCCGAAGACGUACAGCAAGAAGGUGCUGCGCGAAAGAAGGUCUUGAACGAAGCUGUAAGACUAGCAAGGGAGAUAUGCGAAGGUGGGCCGAUAGCGAUCAAGGCUGCGCUUCAAGCGGUGGAGGGCUGUGCGCUGGGCGAGAAGGCCGAGAAUGCUGCAUAUGAGCUUGUAGUCAGGACAAAGGAUCGCGACGAGGCGCUUCUCGCAUUUAGGGAGAAGAGGAAGCCUGUUUUCAAGGGCGAGUAAACAAAUAUUGGCUGUGUCGCGAUCAAGUAUCGACACUUGCGCACCUAGCCUGAGCCGACAUGCUUCAUUUCUGCAUUAUCAAGUCCUAGGCUACACGCUACGUUCUACAUCUUACUCUUGAUCUCCUCCAAUAGCUUGCUUAGCUCGCCCUUGUCCGCCUCCUUGGUUGGCCAGCCAAUGCCCAGCCCUUCUUGCUCAUUUGGCUUGGGAAUGAGGUGGAAAUGCACAUGAUCCACAACUUGAUGCGCAAUCCUUCCAUUGUUUUGCAGAAUGUUAUAGUCUUGGAUGUUUUGAGCGAUGGCAAUGCGCUUCGUGACGGACAGGACUUCGGCCAGUUGGUCGUCGGGUAUGUCGUGAAGCUUUGCGCCAUGAUGUUUGGGGAUGAUUAG